UGUGAUGUAUGUGGUGACAAGGCCGCAGGGUUUUAUUGUGGAGCAUUUGUUUGUGAAGCCUGUAAGAAAUUUUUUAUAAGGGCAGCUAAGCAGGGGGAAGUGAAAUAUAAAUGUUUAAGAGAUGGGAAUUGUACUAUAACAAAAGUGAAUAGAAUACAAUGUCAAUUCUGUAGAUAUCAAAAAUGUGUUGCGUUAAAUAUGUUUUGUAAUGAUAAUCAAAAUAAAGAGAAAGUAAAUUCCAGUAUAGCUUGUCAAGUUUGCGGAGCACAGUCAUCUGGUUUCCAUUUUGGAGCCUUAACAUGUGAAGGAUGUAAGGGAUUUUUUCGUAGAAUGGCAAAAGAAAGAAGUUCUAAUAGUUACAUUUGUUCCAAAGGAAAUAUGUGUUUAGUUAGUAUUUCUACAAGAAAUAGUUGUAAAGCUUGCAGAUAUCAGAAAUGUAUCUUAGUAGGGAUG
Lottia gigantea (owl limpet) is the source of this 453-nucleotide messenger RNA. RefSeq lists its product as hypothetical. Lineage: Eukaryota; Metazoa; Mollusca; Gastropoda; Lottiidae. The transcript is spliced from 4 exons. Gene Ontology annotation, molecular function: zinc ion binding; RNA polymerase II cis-regulatory region sequence-specific DNA binding; nuclear receptor activity. The annotation marks the transcript as partial. The record is from RefSeq and is a predicted model, not a curated record. Gene Ontology annotation, biological process: negative regulation of transcription by RNA polymerase II; cell differentiation; positive regulation of transcription by RNA polymerase II.